AUGAAGUUGAAUAUAGCGUUUCCAACUACUGGAUGUCAAAAGGUUUUUGAAAUCGAUGAUGAGAAGAAGUUACGAAUUUUUUAUGAGAAAAGAAUGGCCCAAGAAGUUGAGGCUGAUGCGUUAGGAGAUGAGUGGAAGGGGUACAUUUUGCGAAUCACUGGUGGUAAUGAUAAGCAAGGUUUUCCAAUGAAGCAAGGUGUCUUGACUAAUGGACGUGUACGUUUAUUGCUGUCAAAAGGACACUCAUGCUACCGUUCACGUCGUGACGGAGAACGCAAACGGAAGUCAGUUCGUGGCUGUAUUGUUGAUGCAAAUCUAUCUGCCCUUUCAUUGAUUAUUGUAAAAAAAGGUGAACAUGAUAUCCCAGGUCUAACAGACACUACAGUUCCCCGCCGUUUGGGUCCCAAGCGAGCCUCAAAAAUCCGCAAGUUAUUCAACUUGACGAAAAAUGAUGAUGUUAGGAAAUACGUGAUCCGUCGCAAGCUACCAGAUAAAGGAGCGCCAAAGAUCCAACGGUUGAUAACACCUGUAGUGUUACAACGUAAGAGGAGGCGUUUAGCGCUUAAGGUAAAACGAAGUGUAAAACGGCGUGAGGAAGAAGCUCAGUACCGUAAAAUGAUGAUGCAAUAUGCAAAGGAAAAACAAGCUGCCAAAACUGCCCGUCGCUCAACAGCAUCACAUCAUGAAUCAGAAUCAGCAAAGCACAGCAAAAGCAGUUAG
Thelazia callipaeda (thelaziosis nematode) is the source of this 720-nucleotide messenger RNA. The record is from the annotation of a GenBank genome assembly. NCBI's taxonomy places the organism in Eukaryota, Metazoa, Nematoda, Chromadorea, Rhabditida, Thelaziidae.